UGGUGUACUUAGAUGAUAAUCAAUCAAAAAUGGCUCGUCAAACAUUGCAACAUCCUAUCCACAAAAACUUGCCAAGGUAUUCCAUAAGGAGCUCUCUUGAAGAAUUUCAAGUGGGAGAUGAAUGGGAAGCUAUGUUCAAAGAACUCGCAUUCAUCGAAUUUGGGGAGCUGCAAUCUGUUUACAAAGAAGAAAAACGUCAAGUUCUGAAAUGGUGGAAGGAACUUUCGGUGACACAAGACUUGAAGCUUGCUAGAAGCCAACCACUUAAAUGGUACAUGUGGUCCAUCGGAGCUCUGUCAGGUCCAAGAAUGUCGAAGGAACGAAUGGAGCUAAUAAAACCAAUCUCUCUUGUCUAUUUAGUAGAUGAUAUUUUUGAUGUUUAUGGUACACUCCCCGAACUCACACUAUUCACUGAAGCUGUCAAUAGGUGGGAAAUUUCUGCUGUUGAGCAACUACCGAACUACAUGAGGACAUGUUUCAUGACUUUAUAUGAAACCACAGAAAAUAUUGGGUGUGUAGUGUAUAAAGAGCAUGGAUGGAACCCUAUCGACCACUUGAGAAAAGCUUGGGCAAAUUUGUGCAAUGCAUUUCUGGAGGAAGCAAAAUGGUUUAAUAGUGGAGAUAUGCCUGUGGCAGAGGAGUACUUGAAGAAUGGGAUAGUAAGUUCAGGGGUGCCUAUGGUGCUUAUCAACCUUUACUUUCUCUUGGGUCAUGGAGCAACUAAAGAUUCUUUAUCAUCAGAUGUCUUCGCUGAUAUUGAAGGCAUUAUAUCUUCCAUUGCCCAAAUUCUUCGUCUUUUGGAUGACCUCGGAAAUGCUGAGGAUGAACAGCAAGAAGGGCAGGAUGGAUCGUAUGUAGAGUACUUGAUGAAAGAAGAACAAGGCUUAACUUAUGAAGAUGCAAGGCAACAUGUUUUGGAAAUGGUUUCAAACGCAUGGAAAGAUGUCAAUAAACAGUGUCUCACACCAAGUGCAAUUCCAUUGUCUUUUCAAAAGGCUUGUCUCAACGUGGCCAGAAUGGUUCCUAUGAUGUAUAUUUAUGAUGAGAAUCAUUGUCUUCCCGUCCUAGAAGAGCAUAUCAAGUCAAUAUUUUGUGACAUGGACUGAGACUCGCGAUUGGGCACAUCAUUGAGUUCUAUGGCUGCAUGAAAAAUCUUAUCUACCAUUCGAGGAUAAAAAGAGUGUCAGACAGUAGGAGUAUCUAUUUUCCUCAAGUAUAGCACAAAUAAUUGAUAUAUCCAUUUGGUUUUCACUCAACUUAGUUUUAUUCACAUCAAUAAUACUUUGGGCAUAUGUUCU
Molecule: messenger RNA, 1298 nt
Organism: Lycium ferocissimum
Lineage: Eukaryota; Viridiplantae; Streptophyta; Magnoliopsida; Solanales; Solanaceae
Product: (3S,6E)-nerolidol synthase 1
Exons: 5
Coding region: 30-1106 (358 amino acids)
Molecular function (GO): terpene synthase activity; magnesium ion binding
Source: RefSeq, a predicted model, not a curated record